This is a messenger RNA of Penicillium canescens, 1371 nucleotides long. RefSeq lists its product as uncharacterized. Lineage: Eukaryota; Fungi; Ascomycota; Eurotiomycetes; Eurotiales; Aspergillaceae. The coding region runs from base 1 to 1371 and encodes 456 amino acids. The record is from RefSeq and is a predicted model, not a curated record. The transcript has a single exon.
AUGCUCCAUCUUGCGUCGCAACAAGCGCGUGAGCCGGCGCCUCUCUCCGAAGACCCCUGUGGGGGAGCGCAGGUCUCCAGCGUCGAGUCCGUGGCGAGCGACAGCCAUGCCUCAUCUACCGUGUCCAGCCGACGGUCGAUGUCGACCUCACUAACCAAUGUAAAUGAAGCAUCAUGGACACCCGAAUCUACAGGUGCCGUGGUGAUAGCACCGGAAAAAUUGCUCGCCUCGACCCUCAACCUCCAAACCACAUCAGACGCGUUGCGCACCGUGCUGGAUGUGGAACAGUUCUCAGUCAUCCAUCUACCUUUCAUGCUGGGCUCCAGCUUCAUUCCCGAGUCUCAAAAGACCGUCUAUGCCAUGUUAUGUCUUUCGGCCCCCACCCUGACAGAAGGCUACUUGGCCUUUCUGGGCCUGAUGACAAGCUACCAGAGAUCACUUGUCAUGCGUCGCGGCGAGCCCGAUAUGUGCAAAGCAGCAAUAGGAUUGCAACGAUUGCGAAGUGUAAAGAUCUCACACGAUUACGACGCGGCAUGCGCGCUUUUUCUGGGCCAGACUAUGUACGUGUUCAACGUGCUCACAGCACCAUAUUCGAAUACGGCCCACUCAAUCGUCCGGAGCGCGCUCAUGUCCACGAAAAAAUGGGUCCCACGAUUGAUACAAUUCCCCAUUAUGGACACAAUAACUAUGACUCCUAUUCUGAUCGACACGGUGGAGUGCCUGAUCCAUCGUGAAAUCCCUAUUAUACGGCUUCAUCCCCAACGGCGCAUAAUUGUUGACCGCUAUGCUGGUCUGUGCGCAACUCUUCUGCCUCACCUCUACGAUAUCUGCGAGUGCAGCCACACUUUGAAGAGGAAUGUUUUUGAGGCUGGAUCCGAAUCACACUCUGCAAUUUAUGAUCGACUGGAUAAUAUCGAGGAAGCACUUCAAUAUUGGCGGCCCAAAACGCCCGCUCAUAUUUUCGACAAUUACGGCCAGCAUGCGGUUCUCGCAAUGGUGACGCAGGCAAAUGUCUAUCGCCUAGCAGCUUUAUUGCUCAUUCACCGGCUGCGGCAUCCGCUCGGAGUUGAACAUGCCGGAGCGCAAAAAUUGGCAAAUAACAUCUUUGCCGAGUUGGCAUUCUUUGCCAAAUCGUCGGCUAAGGAAACUACCGCUCUACCGGUAGUAUUCCCGUUGACAAUGGCCAUGUUCGAGAUAGAAGGUCCUGGAGAAGAUCUCUUGGAACGUUUGGCCUCGUUCGCUGUCCAAAGCUCAAGUGCCUCGCGGCUUCAGGAAUUCGUGAAGCUUGUCAGGUCUUCACGAGAGUCUGGUUUUGAGGGCACUUUGUUUGAUUUGGUUGAGACACAUCUUCAUGUUGCGAUGCCACCCUAG